Messenger RNA from Pseudomassariella vexata, 937 nucleotides. RefSeq lists its product as uncharacterized. The record is from RefSeq and is a predicted model, not a curated record. The transcript is spliced from 2 exons. NCBI's taxonomy places the organism in Eukaryota, Fungi, Ascomycota, Sordariomycetes, Amphisphaeriales, Pseudomassariaceae. The coding region runs from base 240 to 815 and encodes 191 amino acids. Gene Ontology annotation, molecular function: 2 iron, 2 sulfur cluster binding.
UGUCUUUACUAACGUACCUCAUGCAAAGGUUGCUUUCCGCUCUGUUGCCUUCUACGUACCAGUGCGCUCUGGACUAGCGUAUCCGUUCGCGUUCGGCGUUUUCCUCGCAGCCGCAUUUUAUGUCCGACGUCACCCUGAAUCUCUAUCGACCUCAAUGUUGGUUCGCAUUGAAGUGGCCGAAUUAGGUAGUGGUAUCCGUCUUUGGAACUAGCGACACGUGUGUGACGGCUCGAUUCGGCAUGGCCGCAUCCUUCUUUUCCGCCUUCAAGGCGCCUUCUCGCAGCGGCAGCGCAUGGUUCUCAGUUGGCCUCGCCUCAUCAUUCCCAGACAUCACCGAGUCGGGCAGUACUGCUAUAUCUCAGCGGCUGCCAUGCAAGUCGUCUUCGGUACCAGGAUGCAAGGUCUUUCGUGUUUCACGCAACGACAGCUCUUCUGCUACCGAAGUACCUCUAGACGAUGUCCAAGAUCCCGAGUUGGGAGGGUUGAAGGAUCAGGUGUUGGUGUUCCAGUAUAAAGGAAAAUUUCAUGCGGUGAAUAACGAAUGUCCACACGCAUCAUACCCCCUGUCGAACGGAACCCCCUUUGAUAUUGAAGAUUUUGGGAUCAACCUAAGCUCUGGUCUCACAUGCCCGAAACACGGGUGGUCAUUCGAUCUCUUCAGGGGAAAUGGGGAUAGGGGAAACUAUAGAUUGGCUGUGUGGGAGGUUCAGUUACGUCCAGUUACGAGCAACACAGCUAUUGCCUGUACCGAGAGCACAAGUGAGGACGAUCCAGUCGAGGAAGUGUGGGUGAGGAGAAAACAGAGAAUGGGAUAGGCAUUGCUCAGUACGUAGUUAUUUAAUCUAAACCCCCGGGGUGUUGGUCAUAUCCAAGCUGUUGGACCAACAUAUCCUGCCCUGCACACAAUAUUGACUUAUAUGCAGAUACAGUAUUUACC